This is a messenger RNA of Camelus dromedarius (Arabian camel), 907 nucleotides long. It is a transcript of the gene MYL3, whose product is annotated as myosin light chain 3. Bases 61 to 660 code for a protein of 199 amino acids. The transcript has 7 exons. Gene Ontology annotation, cellular component: myosin II complex. Gene Ontology annotation, molecular function: calcium ion binding. The record is from RefSeq and is a predicted model, not a curated record. NCBI's taxonomy places the organism in Eukaryota, Metazoa, Chordata, Mammalia, Artiodactyla, Camelidae.
ACUCACCUACCCUGCUCUCUGCUUCCUUCUCUCCACGUCCCUUCUGUGCUUAUAGCCUCCAUGGCUCCCAAAAAGCCAGAGCCCAAGAAGGAUGAGGCCAAGGCAGCCUCCAAGGGAGCUCCAGCUCCCGCUCCUGCACCUGCACCCGCACCUGUCCCUGAGCCCCCCAAGGAACCUGAGUUUGAUGCCUCCAAGGUCAAGAUCGAGUUUACACCGGAGCAGAUUGAAGAGUUCAAGGAAGCCUUCAUGCUGUUCGACCGUACACCCAAGUGUGAGAUGAAGAUCACAUAUGGGCAGUGUGGGGACGUCCUGCGGGCUCUGGGUCAGAACCCCACACAGGCUGAGGUGCUCCGUGUCCUGGGAAGGCCAAAGCAGGAAGAACUUAACUCCAAGAUGAUGGACUUUGACACGUUCCUGCCCAUGCUCCAACACAUCUCCAAGAACAAAGACACGGGCACCUACGAGGACUUUGUGGAGGGGCUGCGGGUCUUUGACAAGGAGGGCAACGGCACUGUCAUGGGCGCUGAGCUCCGCCACGUGUUGGCCACGCUGGGUGAGAGGCUGACAGAAGACGAGGUGGAGAAGCUGAUGGCUGGGCAAGAGGACUCCAAUGGCUGCAUCAACUACGAAGCAUUUGUCAAGCACAUCAUGGCCAGCUGAACCUCUCCCCACAGGGAGCCCAGGGGAGGCCACGCUGGGGACAGCUCAUCUCCCAUUCAUGCUGCUGACACCAGUGGCCUGGCAGUGUGGCACGGAGGGGCGUGCAUCGGGACUCAAGUUCUCUCUGCACAACCCUGCAGACCGCUCUGCGGGGCUGUCAUCUCCCGCCCCCAUCAGGCUUGCCUGUGACUGCAUCUCUGUCCCCACCCCUUGGGCCUCAUGAAUAAAUGGCUUCUUUCCUUCUUUC